AUGUCGAAAAGUUCAGAUAUAGAGCGAUUCAUAAAACCUUGGUCGCUACCACCAAAGAAAAAUUAUGUCUUUACACAUGCCAAUUUGGUCGAUGUUGCAGAACAAAGAAUCAUUGAGGAUGCAAAUAUUUAUGUUAUAAAUGGAAUCAUCCGUCAUGUCAUUUCUUUUAGAGAGUCCUCUUCAGAUAAAAAAUCGGAAUUAGACGAUACAGAAGACUAUAAAGUCGUUGAUCUCGAAGGAAAAUUUGUUUGUCCUGGAUUCAUUGAUGCUCACAUUCACAUUGUUGCUGUCCCCGGUGAAGCCAAUUUAAAGUCUGCACUCAGCCUUCCGUUUCCUGAUGUUAUCUUGCGUUAUCACAACCUUUGUAAGCAAAUCCUAGAAAAAGGCUUCACUGCUGUCAGGGAUUGCGGUGGAGCUGAGGGGUUUAUCCGUAAUGCUAUAGAGGAAGAUAUAAUUCAUGGACCUCGAUUAUUCUUUGCAGGCAAUGCUCUUUCGCAAACCGGUGGUCAUGGUGAUUUUCGUGAUCCAAAAACAAAUACGCCACAUGAGGAUGCUUGUGCUUGUCAAAGCAAUGCUCCUGCGACAAUAUGCGACGGCGCAGAUGAAUGCUUAAAGGCGGCCCGAAAUCAGUUAAGAAAAGGUGCUGAUUUUAUAAAAAUAAUGGCCGGAGGUGGAGUUGCUUCUGAAUCAGACAAGUUGUCUUCGGUUCAAUUUAGUCCACAAGAGAUUCAGGCUAUUGUACUAGCUGCUAACAAUCAUGGUACAUAUGUUACUGCACAUGCAUAUACACCUCAAGCUAUACGUCAAUGCGUAGACAAUGGUGUACGAGGGAUCGAACAUGGUAAUUUGAUUGAUGAAUCGACAGCAAAAUACAUGGCUAGUCGUGAUGCGUAUCUCACACCUACUCUUGUCACGUACAAGGCAAUGGCAAGUAAUCAACUCUCCAAUUUUCUUCCCGAGAACUCACGGAAAAAGAACGAAGACGUUUUGGAAUCUGGAAUAAAGUCUUUGGCCAUCGCAAGAGACGUCGGUGUCAACAUUUGUUAUGGAUCCGAUCUACUUGGACCCCUCCACGCCGUACAGACUAAAGAGUUUGUUUUGCGUUCGUCUGUAUGUACACCUGGGGAAAUAUUACAACAAGCUACAAUAAACCCAGCUAAACUUUUUGGUAUGGAAAACGAGCUUGGACAAAUCAAAGCUGGAUUCUAUGCAGACCUCUUGGUUUUCAAUGGAAAUCCUUUGGAGGAUAUAUCUAUACUAGACAGCCCCGAGCGUUAUUUGCUAGUCGUCAUGAAGGGAGGAAGAAUAUACAAGAGUAGGUGGACAAAGUUGCAAGACGAUAUAACUAUCAAUGACGCUAUUCUCUAA
Schizosaccharomyces osmophilus is the source of this 1368-nucleotide messenger RNA. Its product is annotated as amidohydrolase. The record is from RefSeq and is a predicted model, not a curated record. Gene Ontology annotation, molecular function: hydrolase activity, acting on carbon-nitrogen (but not peptide) bonds. The transcript has a single exon. Bases 1 to 1368 code for a protein of 455 amino acids. NCBI's taxonomy places the organism in Eukaryota, Fungi, Ascomycota, Schizosaccharomycetes, Schizosaccharomycetales, Schizosaccharomycetaceae.